Molecule: messenger RNA, 1221 nt
Organism: Podospora pseudopauciseta
Lineage: Eukaryota; Fungi; Ascomycota; Sordariomycetes; Sordariales; Podosporaceae
Exons: 6
Coding region: 1-1221 (406 amino acids)
Source: RefSeq, a predicted model, not a curated record
AUGGUCGACACGAGUGCAUAUCCCGUCCCUCCACUCGCCGGGGACACCCGCGGAUACUGGUUGGAAACACGGCCUCAUGAUGAGUCUCUAGACUCUAGGAAUGUCGUGGAUUUCCCCCGUCCCUUGAAUCUUCCGGCUGAUCUUAGCGUUCUCACCGCCGGAACUUCCGACUACGCUGGUUCGUACAUCAUCUGGCCUCCCGACCAUGCCAACUCUCCCACGUCCUGGUAUGACUGGGUCGCGAGGGAGCAUGACUGCUACGAAUGCCGGCGCAACUCACUCGGAAGUCAUGGUCAACAAUCCGAAGGCACCCAACAGCUUCCCCAGGGCACUAUGGCACCGCUCAUGGAGAUGCUUCCCCCGUCGUUCUUCGCUUCCCAGCCGGAUGCCUUUUCAUUCAUCCACGCCCCGUUCCCCGAGACAACAUACUCCUCUCCAGCUGUUCAGAACAAUAUCGGUGGAAUAGUCUCCCAGCUGCCCCAUCCGCAACAACACCCACCUCCAGAGGUUCAAGCACUGCCCGUAGCAGCUUUCUUCCAGCCAUCGGCUCCUGACUACAGCCACCAAGCCUUUCAGCCAACGCGACACAACCCGGCUCAGCAGCACUACCAACCUCACACCAUUGCAGACAUGCAGCAGACCCCCACUACCCAACCGCCACCCCACCCCUUUCUCUCCGACCUCCUCCCAGCCCCAGCCCCCCUCUCUCUCGACAACAACGCCCCCCAACACCCCGUACCGAGCCCCCCUAUAGCCCACGCCCGCCGAACUGCCCCCCCCAACGCGGAGGAACGGUACCAGUGCGCCCACCUCCUCCCCUCCGGCCAGGUCUGCAGCGCCGAGUUCCCCCGCCACUGGGAACUAGACCGCCACAUCGACACGCUCCACAUCAAGUCCACGCGCACCACCUGCCACGACUGCAAGCCCUCACAGACGUACCGACCCGACUGCUGGCGCCGCCACUGGAGGAGGACACACGCGGUGAGAUUUAUCGAGGAGAGGGGGGAUCAGUUUUUCGUGGGGUUGCUGGAGCGGCAACAAGAGCGGGCUGGUGACGGACAAGCAGGAACGGGGCAGCAAAAGGGGGAGGUGGCGUUGACGAGGAAGAAGGAGAUUGCGUUGGACGUGUGGGAGGCGAUGAAGAAGAACGGGAGGCAGGGGCCGUUGUUUGAGGAGAGGAAGAGGGCUAUGAGGUGGUACAUGAGGGAGGGGAGGAGCUGA